CAUCCCCGAGUGUUUUGAAAAACAAGCGAUUCGUUUCUUCUGUCCCACAAAUCAAAUACCUAGAGUUUUAAAAGGAAAAAAAAAUCUCUAUUUUAUAUAUUUUAACAAGUGUAUUAAUCAGGGUUGCUCACGUCGUUCUCACCAAGCAUGUAACGGAACCCUGACGGGUUAUUUUUAUCAGUCUUGGUGUUUCUCGGAGUUAAACUUGUUAACCCGACCGAUUUGGUCGGCUUUUGUAAUAGUUUUAUUUUCACUGGAUCGAAUUUGUACUCGAUUCUCGGGUCAUUUCCGAUUAAAACCCGUUCUCUCCAUUUGUAGGAGCUGUAAGUAAAGGAGAUACAUUUUCAAACGGAUCGCGCGUGUGAAUGCCGAUACGUGGCCGCUGCAUGAGACGACUCUUCUUGUGAAAGGCAGCUUCGCUGGAAUCGAUCGGAAAAGACAUGAAGCCGGUCCCCAAUACACCCCAAAAAACGGCCGUAGGCGUCUCGCAUGCCCUGCAGGACGAACUGGCCGCCACCAUCGAGAACGCCUUCAAGGUGGCCGUGGAAAUAGCCGUCUUCGAGAUCACCAAGCUGGUGGGCACCGUGCUCGGGGACGUCCGGGACCAGAUGGACGAAACCCUGCAGGAGAACCAGUCCCUCAAGCUGAGGCUGGAAAUCUCCGAGCGGGAGCUCAAACUGACCCGGGCCUCGCUGGGAAGUCAGCGGCGCCCAAGGGUCAACCCGCGCAAGUCCGGGGCGCAGAGAAAGCGAGCCGGCGAGGCGAUCGCAGACGAGGACCGAAACGACCUGUUGGCCCCGGACGAGCCUCCUCCUCCAUCCCGCUGCCAGAGACCCGCGGUUGCCGAUCUGUCUGAAGGUGGCGACGAUGGCCGAGCCGGCUCCCCCGAAGGCGAUGGCACCUGUGGGGAAGACGCGCACGGGAGACAGCCUGGAGAAUCGGCUGCGGCAGAAGGCGCGGACGAGAUCUCCAUCAUCCCGGACUCGCCGGCGGAGCCCGCCGACGGACAGGAUGCGAGCGGACGGAGCCCCCCGGGCCGGGAGGAGCUCGACGACGUCUCCGACGUGGAGUACGUGAUCGUCAAGGAGGAGGGCUCGGACCCGGAGCCCGUCGCCGAGGAGCUGGCGCGCCUGCAGUCCCGGCUGCUGGAGGAGUGGAGACCGGAGCCCCUGCCCCUGCCCCUGCCGGGCCGCGACGCCGACGGAUUCGGUCCUUCCUCGGGCCGCCCGCUGUUUGGCGAAGACCCUCACGCCUUCUCCCAGACUCCUGAGCCCAUGCCCCUGGAGACCCUGCAGGGCGCACAGGAAGAAGGCCGGGUGCCCGAUCCCAGCGCCCUCCCUGCGUCCGGCUCCAUCGGGGCAUCCUUGCCCACCCUUCAUCCCCCUGGUCAUCCAGACCUCUCCGGAGAGCCCUGGGCCGGAUCUUCCAGUGGCGGCGGCGGUGGUGGCGGUGGCGCCUCGCUCCAGCCCGGGAAGGAGGGCAGCUACCCCUGCAAGACCUGCGGCGAGCAAUUCCAGCUGCCGGGCGAGCUGCGCAGGCACCGGCGCGCCCACGCCGGCGAGCGCGGCCCGUACCGCUGCCAGCAGUGCGGCAAGGACUUCAACCGGCUGGAGAACCUGAAGACCCACCAGCGCAUCCACACCGGCGAGAGGCCCUACUGCUGCUCCGAGUGCGGCGUGCGCUUCCGCCACUCGGGGGCGCUCAAGCGCCACUUCCGCAUCCACACGGGGGAGAAGCCCUACCCCUGCCUGCACUGCGGCAAGGCCUUCCGCAACUGCGGGGGGCUGAAGUUCCACAUGCGCAUCCACAUGCGCGAGGCCCUGCUCCUGCAGCUGGACUGAUCGGCGGCCCCGCGGGGGCUGUUGAUGCCGGAGCCAGGUGCCGCCGUCGGUCGGCCUGUGCAGAGCAGAGCCGCUGGCUUCGCGGGCUGAUCAGCACUGUGCAAGACCACCGGUUGUUAUUGUCAUGAUGGCAGAAAUUGUCAUGAUGGCUAAACCGAUGACCUGUAGCAAAGCCCUUUUGCCUUAUCUGUAGGCUCAUCAAGGCUUUCUUCUGAAAUAGGAAACACAUGUGAAUCUUGAUACACUACCUGCAGCAGCCCCAAUGUAAAGCUGCCCCAGAUGUCGAAUUCCCGUGCCGAGCUGUCAGGCUGGGCAGUCAUACUAACGUAUAGGAGAUCUGGGUGAGAGAUCAGCUGCAGCUCAGUUUGAUCUAUGCCAGGGUUUGCCAGCCUGUGGGGUUAAUGUGCGAGAGGUCACUUUUUUUCUGCGUCACAGAGAGAUCUUGGCUCGCUUGUUGACUCCGGUGUGGAUCAGACUGUUCUUUGGUGGGAGUCUCUGGUUCUACCUCCGACAUUCCUCGUGUGUUAUAAGUGUGAACAGUAAAAUGGGCUUACCUGGUCCGUUCUGUGACCAGAGUGAUUCUGGAGUGGGGUUUCCGAAUAAGAAUGUAUUCCUAACACCUGUCAGUCACACCACUGGAAACGCGGUAUAGAAAAUGUUCCUGAUGUGCAAGAGUCUUUAACCAAACCUUAAUAAUAAUAAAA
Messenger RNA from Lepisosteus oculatus (spotted gar), 2545 nucleotides. RefSeq lists its product as uncharacterized. Lineage: Eukaryota; Metazoa; Chordata; Actinopteri; Semionotiformes; Lepisosteidae. Gene Ontology annotation, cellular component: nucleus. Gene Ontology annotation, molecular function: DNA-binding transcription factor activity, RNA polymerase II-specific; RNA polymerase II cis-regulatory region sequence-specific DNA binding. The record is from RefSeq and is a predicted model, not a curated record. Gene Ontology annotation, biological process: regulation of transcription by RNA polymerase II.